GAGGGGAAAUGUUGUAUGGUACUGAGCUGCUGAUCCAAGGUUGAAUCAUUCCUCAUUUGGAAAUUAGCCAGUUGAAGCCACAAAGGAAAUUUGGUUAUUGUCAUAACCAUGUCUCCGCCCAACAUAAUUGAGGUUGCUAGUCUAAUAAAAAUGUAUAUAGACUACCGUUUAAAGGAGCAGUCUCCUUUGAAAGUAAUUUUGAUAUCAGCUGGAGCAGCAUAUUCCAUUGCUCGACUACAGAACUUUCUGACGGAUCCAGAAUUGUCUGUGACGGAAAGGACAAAGAGAUAUAUCUUCUCAUGGAUUCGUAUGGUACCUUAUGUGAAAAAAAAAGUAGAAGAGGAAAGACUUAAGGCUAGACAUAUGAUGGAAGAAGACAUGAAUAAAUGCACCAAAUCCCUUAGUGUCUAUUAUCAAUUGCCUAGUAAGGGAAGAUCAGUUGAAGAGAUUACUAAAGAAGCUAGUGAAUAUCUAGAGCUAGGAGAAUGUGACUGGAAAGCUGGGGGACUUUCAGGGUGUGUUUACAAUGUUGAUCCAGAAGUUACUACUCUUGUUACGCAAGUUUAUGGAAUGUCUGCUUGGACUAAUCCGCUCCAUCCAGAAGUAUUCCCUGGAAUUCGAAAAAUGGAAGCUGAAAUCGUCCAAAUGGCUAUCCACAUGUUUAACGGAGGGAACGAUACCUGCGGCACUAUGACUUCUGGUGGUUCUGAAUCGCUCUUACUGGCAGUAAAAGCAUAUCGAGACUAUGCGCGAAAUGUAAAAGGCAUAAGAAAUCCUGAAAUCCUUAUUCCUGCAACUGGCCAUGCGGCUUUUGAUAAAGCUUCUCAACUUUAUAGGAUGCGCCUUGUUCGAGUACCGAUUGAUCCAAAAACCCAGAAGGCAGACAUUAAAGCGAUGGAAAAAGCCAUAAAUAAAAAUACUUGCUUGCUUUUGGCAUCAGCACCUGGUUUUCCUCAUGGAGUGAUUGACCCCGUCGAAGAGAUUGCCCAGCUCGGUCUUAAAUAUGACAUCCCUGUGCACGUUGAUGCCUGUUUGGGAGGGUUCGUAAUCGCGUUUAUGGAAGAAGCUGGCUACCGCUUGCCACCGUUUGACUUCAGAGUAAAAGGAGUCACCAGUAUUUCGGCCGAUACGCACAAGUAUGGUUAUGCGCCCAAGGGAACUUCCGUUAUUUUGUACUCCCAUCCGAAAUAUCGCCAGCAACAAUUCUUUGUUGCUACUGAAUGGCCUGGUGGUAUUUACGCAUCACCAACUUUAGCCGGUUCUCGACCAGGAGGCUUAAUUGCUGCCUGCUGGGCAUCUAUGAUGUACUAUGGUCGAAGCGGUUAUGUAGAAGCUACUAAAAAGAUUGUGGAAACUCAUCGCUUUAUUGAAAGAGGUUUGCGCCAAAUUAAAGGCAUCCGCGUCAUGGGACAUCCCGAAGCAUGCUGUGUUGCCGUGGACUCAAUCGACUUCAACAUUUACCGUGUAUCAGAUGCCAUGACCAAAAAGGGCUGGAGUCUUUCACCUCUCCAAUUUCCUUCUAGCAUUCAUUUGACAGUGACUUACCUUCACACUCGUGAUGGAGUCGCCCAGCGCUUCGUUGAAGAUAUGCGCGCUACAGUAGAGGAGAUCAUGAAGACCCCAAAAGCCGAAGCUGAGGGCGCGGCUGUUAUCUAUGGAAUGGCACAAAGUAUUCCUGACCGUUCAAUGGUGACGGAAAUUGCAAGCGUUUUCUUGGAUUCCAUAUACAACCUGAAAAGUGACGUCGUGUCCAACGGCCACGCCAAGUAGGAGACGCUUGUAUUUUGAAUUGCAAAUUUUUCUAUUUGCAAACACAUUAUCUAGUUACUGCUUCCCUUUUUCUAAUUUUCUUAAUUCCAGUAUUCUUUUUAAAAAGCCUUCCUUUUGAGACAGCCUAGGGUACUGAUUUAUAGUCAGCAUUAGUCACUUUACCCAUGACUUAUUUACAAUAUUUUUGUAAGUCCCUAAAAGUUAAUUGCAAUGAACAACUGCAGUGCUUGCAUAUAAAAAAUAUUCUAAUCAGAUUUUGGAUUGCGAUUGGUUAAACAGUAUAUUAAAUGCAGUUCCAAGUUAUUCCCAUUUACUAUUCCAAUGGCAUUGAAUCAAAUACAGGUGGUGCAUCAACAAUUA
Daphnia pulicaria is the source of this 2130-nucleotide messenger RNA. RefSeq names its product sphingosine-1-phosphate lyase-like (gene Sply). The transcript is spliced from 14 exons. Gene Ontology annotation, molecular function: sphinganine-1-phosphate aldolase activity; pyridoxal phosphate binding. Lineage: Eukaryota; Metazoa; Arthropoda; Branchiopoda; Diplostraca; Daphniidae. Bases 109 to 1770 code for a protein of 553 amino acids. Gene Ontology annotation, cellular component: endoplasmic reticulum. Gene Ontology annotation, biological process: sphingolipid catabolic process; carboxylic acid metabolic process. The record is from RefSeq and is a predicted model, not a curated record.